Messenger RNA from Diachasma alloeum, 1248 nucleotides. RefSeq names its product probable G-protein coupled receptor B0563.6. The transcript has 5 exons. Bases 1 to 1161 code for a protein of 386 amino acids. Gene Ontology annotation, biological process: G protein-coupled receptor signaling pathway. Gene Ontology annotation, cellular component: membrane. Gene Ontology annotation, molecular function: G protein-coupled receptor activity. The record is from RefSeq and is a predicted model, not a curated record. Lineage: Eukaryota; Metazoa; Arthropoda; Insecta; Hymenoptera; Braconidae.
AUGACGGAAACAGUGAAUGCGAGUGAUGCAGAGCUACGUAUUUGCCUGCUGCCGGAAGAGCUUGAGAUCCUGGAGGAUCCGAGAACAGCUUCCCUCAAGCGGGUCUGUUACGGUAUUGUGCUGCCGGCCAUCUGUUGCUUGGGUAUCAUCGGAAACAUACUGAAUCUCGUUGUUUUGACUCGUAGAAACAUGCGAGGAACUGCCUACAUUUACAUGAGGGGAUACUCAGCGGCAGCAUUGCUGGCGAUACUCUUCUGCAUACCGUUCGCCCUGAGGGUGCUCAUCCACAAGGAAACAGGGAGAUGGAACAACUGGUCGCAGGCAUUCUAUCACGCUCAUUUGGAGCUCUUCCUCGGGAAUGCUUGCCUGGGUGUCGGUGUUAUGAUGUUACUCGCACUGACAGUGGAACGCUACGUUAGCGUAUGUCAUCCAGGUCAACACACCCGUCCGUUAUGUGGACCACCCCAUCUCACAGUAUCGCUCAUACCGCUGGCAACUUUUCUGGUUUAUCUGCCGAGUGUAUUUCGGGGCGAAGUAACAACAUGUCUAGUGUCGUCUGGCGGACCUCUUAUCUAUCAGAAGCGAGACAAUUUGUCAUUUAUGCAUUCUGUAUUUUACCAGAUUUACAAAAUAGUUCUGGAGGUAGUAUUUAAGGUAGCCCCAACGAUAUUGCUAGCUGGCUUCAAUCUCCGCAUCAUGAUAGUGUACAGAAGAUCAUGUGAGAGAAGACGCAGAAUGACUCUGUCACGUACAGUGAGCAGUGGUGACGAGGAUCCACGUACAUUUGCUGAGGAGCGUCGUCUAGUUCUUCUGCUGAGUAGUACGAGUAUACUCUUUCUCGUUUGCGUCAGCCCAAUGGUCAUCCUGAACGUGACACUGAGCGAGAGCAAUUUGAGCCUGUAUCCUUACCAGGUGUUUCGCGCCCUAGCCAAUCUUCUGGAGAUCAUAAACUACUCGAUAACGUUCUACAUAUACUGCCUAUUUUCGGAGGACUUUCGUAACACCCUGAUACGUACGUUACAAUGGCCAUGGGGCAAAUCCGGUAGGAACAGUAGGCGGAUGCCAAUGAAGAGAUCACCCAUACCAAGGCCAACAACCACAACCACACCACCUACAACUGCUGCCGCAACACCUGGUCAUGUAGCACGUGCCAGUGUGUGAUUACAAAAUGUUCAACGAGUUUUAACGGAUCAAUGAACAUUAUUUACGCGGUUUUUAUUAAGCCUCAACGUGUAAUGUUAGACAUAA